This is a messenger RNA of Nothobranchius furzeri (turquoise killifish), 1054 nucleotides long. Lineage: Eukaryota; Metazoa; Chordata; Actinopteri; Cyprinodontiformes; Nothobranchiidae. The record is from RefSeq and is a predicted model, not a curated record.
AGCAAGACGCACGAUGGAUCUGCUUAAUUCCACUGAGGGAACUUCAAACUUCUCAUCCUUUUCAGGACUUCAAACCCAUCCGGACGGGUCCUCCAACGUUCUGGUCCCUGUCGUGGUUUUGUCCCUCUGCUUCAUUACUGGAGUUCCUGGAAACAUCGCUGCAAUUGUUCUCAGGCCAAACUGGCAGCGUAUGUCUGGCCUGAGCCAGAGUUUACUGUUGAAUCUGGCCGUCUCUGACCUCCUUGGUUUGCUGACCAUUCCUAUGUGGAUUCAUGCUUUACUCUACGGCUGGCCGUCCGGCCUGGCGUCCUGUAAAGUUUUGGUGUAUUUUGGAUACAGCAGUGUUUAUGGCAGCAUGCUGACUGUAACCGGACUUAGCGUUCAGCGCUACCUGAUGGUCGUGCACCAGCAGAAAUAUCAACAGGUACGACCAAGACUAGUGUUGCUUCUGCUCUGGCUGGUUGCAUUGAUCCUGUCCAUUCCUAAUUUGGUGUUUCAGCAGCUGGUACCGGAUCAGCAGCGGGUAGACUGCCGAGCUCAGUAUGCUUCUGAUGCCCAGUGGUCGGCCGUGCUGAUGUCAGAGACGGUGACAUUAUUUGCUUCAUUUAGUAUUGUGGCAUUUUCAUACAUCCGCCUGAAGAGGAUGGUCACCCAGGCGACCUUUUUCAACAAUCCACAGACUUCCAAACUGAUUUCCAGCAUCGUUGUGAGCUUUUUUGUUUUGUGGACUCCGUAUCACGUGACAGCUGUGCUGGGUGUGGCAGCCAUAAGCCUCAAAAAUGAAAGGAUGUUAAAAUUGUACAAGUACACAUGGGACAUUGUUGCAGCAGUGACAUUUUUCAACAAAUGCCUGAAUCCAUUCCUCUACACCUUUACCUCUCAUCAUUAUUUAACCUUUUGCCACAAAAGGAAACCAAUUCAGCAGAAACGAAGAAUUCUCCAAACUCCGGACGACACCCCGACUGUAGGGUUGUAAUUUGUAAAGGAAUGAUAUGUUUUUUAAUAUUGUACUUGCAGCUUGUCUCUAAUAUUAUUAAUGAUUUAUAAACAUUUC